CCUGACCUGAAGGGAUCCGCCCGCCUUGGCCUCCCAAAGUGCUGGGAUUACAGGUGUGAGCCACCGUGCUCGGCUGUCACUUUUCUUAAAUUUCACUGGUGCUGGUGGGCUGCACAGUCAGGACCAACUAGAGGCGAGCAACCCCGGUGGCACCUGGCCUUCCUCAACCCGCCCGAGUCGCCAGCCGCACUGCCCCUGGGCAGAUGUGCGCGGCGGCUGCGGCACAGGGUGGGGAGCGGCUGCUCGGCCCCAUUCUAAGGCAGCGGAAUGCCCAGAGCUGGUCCCUGGCUCCAGGCGCAGGCCGAGUAGAAGCUAGGCGGGCAGCGGCGUCGGACUGCCCUUCCCGCCUGGUGGACAGCCGGCUCUGACCCAGCCAUCCAACUCCGCUUGCAUCCUGGCAGCGCGGACCCUGGGGCAACUUCGCUGCGGUGGUCAAGCCAGGAGCGGCCAAGCGAUGGCGCCACAGGGGCGGGAACUGGCCGGCACCCCUGAACAGAGCAAGUGGAGGAGCAGGUGCGCCAGCGGCUCUGUGAGGCGUCACUCAUGACAGGCAGGCUGGGCGCUGCCACCCCAACCCUCCCAGGGACCGCCCGCCAGCCCAGGCCGGCGCCGGAGCUGCAGCGCCACCUGCAGGCCAAGGAGUUUUUUUGAGGGAGGCUGGAGCUACAGUUGCAGUGACGUCACAGGUGCGCAGGCGCACUGGUGUGUAACGGAUUGGCUUGGCCUUACCCGCGUGGCUUGGCCUUACCCGCGUGGCUUGGCCUUACCCGCGAGGCUUGGCGGUUGUUGCUUGGCUUGGCCGUUGUUGCUUGGCUUGGCGGUGGUCGUUUGGCUUGGCGUGGCGUGGCAGUGAUCGCUUGGCUUGGCAUUUCUGGCUUGGCGGUGCUCCUUUCACAGAUUGGAAACCGCAGGCUUUCCUGCUGGGAGGUUGUGGCAGAGGCAGUAGCUCUCUACUGAUGGCCUCCAGGGGUGGAGAAAAGCGGGGAGGGUCUGAGGGGUCUCCGAAACCCACAGUCUCCGCCAUGAGGAAGACCCCUAGCGUCGGGAGCCAGGAGGACCAGUUGUCCUUAAGCUACCUGGGGGACCAGUGGUCCUCAGACUCCCUCAGGUGGUUAAGCGACAGCGCGGGCAGCGACAGCGAGCACGUUGAGGGCGCCUUAGAUCAGCCCCAGCACGACGUCCGCCUGGAAGAUCUCUGUGAGCGCCACAGAGCUGCCCGGUCGGGCGACGUCCCUGGGGUGGAGCGCGUCCUGGCUCCUGGAGACCCUGGCGUGAACAAGAGGGAUAGGAAGGAGAGCCUUCGGCACCUAAUUCCUGAAUGUAAGAUGGAACAGUCACCUGAAAGUCUCCCUCAGAAUAACAAUCCAGAUUGGCAUCCUACUAAUUUGACCAUUAGUGAUAAGACUUGUCAGAAAUCCAAGAUUCUGAACGUUGAUGAUCAGUGUCCAUCUGUAUCACCAUCAAUGCCUGAAAAUCAGUCAGCAACCAAAGAAUUGGGACAGAUGAACUUAACAGAACAAGAAAAGAUGAACGUCUCGGGGAAUGAUAGUCUCCAUGACCUGUGCCAAUCACAGCUACCAGAAAACAAAGAGAGCAAAGAAGCAGAACAAGAAUUGGAGCUGACAUCAGAGGAAGAGCAAGAAAGACUUAAAGGACAUGAAAAUAAGCAGCCAGAGAAAAUGUCUCAAGAACCGGAAAUGGCUAAGGAUUGUGAUAGAGAGGAUAUACCUGUAUAUUCAAUACUUCCUCAUGUGCAAAAGUCUGAGGAAAUGUGGAUCGAACAAGGCAAAUUAGAGUGGAAAAACAAAUUAAAACUUGUCACAAAUGAGUUAAAGCAGAGGUUUGGUGAAAUUUGUGAAACAUACAAAAUUCCGGUUUGUCCUGAGGAAGAGCCACUACUUGAUAACUCUAUGAGAAAAACAAAUGUAAAAGACAUUCCCUUUAAUUUGACAAAUAAUAUACCUGGUUGUGAGGAAGAAGACGCAUCUGAAGUGUCUGUCUCAGUGGUAUUCGAGACAUUUCCUGAACAAAAUGAACCCAGUCUCAAAAGUAUCAUCCAUCCAUACUGUCAUCCAUACUCUGGGUCCCUGGAACAUGCUUGCCAGUCAUCUUCUAAGCUUCAUUUACAUGAAAAUAAAUUAGACUAUGACAGUGAUAACAAACCAGGCAUUGAACAUAUUUUUAGUAUGGAUGAAAACUUUAGUAAUGAUGCAGGCAUUAAGAAAGCAAGGAACCCAGAAGAGGUUACAGUUGAAAUGAAAGAAGGCCAAGAGUUUGAUUUGCAAAUGACAAAAAACAUGAACCAAAAUAGUGACAGUUGCACUACAAAUAACUAUAAAAGUCUGAAACCUAAAUUAGAAAAUCUGAGUUCUUUACCACCAGAUUCUGACAGAACAUCAGAAGUAUAUCUACAUGAAGAAUUACAGCAAGACAUGCAAAAGCCUAAGACUGAGGUUGACAGGGUGGAAGAAAUGUUCCUGGCUUUGAAGAAAGAAAACGUUCAGCUUCAGAAAGAAGUUGAAGAAGAAGUGGAGAAGCACAGAAGUAAUAGCACAGAAUUAUCAGGAAACCCAGCUCAUGGUGCUGCUGCUGGCAAUAAUGAUGAUGGACUAAAUCAGCAGUUUCCUAGGAAGAAGAAGAAAGGGCAUGACAGGCCUGUAGAUAAAACAUCUAAUGAAAAGAACAAGGUCAAAAACCAAGUACAUCAUGAGGCUGACUUUGCUGACUCAGUGGGGCCAUCUGAAACGGCCUCAGAGGAUUGUGAGUUAUCUCACUUUACUUAUGAGAAUUUUUUGUUGCUGAUUGAACAACUUGGAAUGGAGCGUAAAGAUUCUAUUAGCCUAUCAAGAAGCCAAGACACAUUUUGUUUAUAUGAACACUUACUGAAACUUAAGAAUAAUGACUAUGAACAACUUACAGUAAAAAUUAAACAAACAGAAAAUAUGGCCAGUGUACUACAAAAGGAGCUAUCUGAAACAAAAAAGACAAAAUUACAGUUAGAGCUUCAAAAAAUUGAAUUGGAGAAACAGCUGUACAGUUUGAGACUUGCCUUAAAACAAGAAAAAGAGGAGAAAGGAAAUGCUGUCAUGUUAUAUAAUAAAUAUAGUGAACGGUUAAGACUAAAAGAAGAGGAAUGUGGGAAAGAGGUUGAAACGAAGCAACUACUUAAAUGGACACUGAGAAGACUCGUUAAGGAGUUGAAGACAGUUGUGCAGGAGCGAAACGAUGUCCAGAAGCAACUUUCUGAAGAACAGAAUGCCAGAAUAUUACAAGAUCAGAUUCUGACGAGUAAACAAAAGGAGCUAGAAAUUGCUCAAAAGAAAAUUAAUUCUGAGAUUUCUCAUAGGCAUAAAAAAGAAAAGGAUCUCUUGCAUGAAAAUUGCAUGUUGCAGGAAGAAAUUGCCUUGCUGAGACUGGAAAUAGAUACAGUAAAUAAUCAGAACCAGCAAAAGGAAAAGAAAUAUUUUGAAGACAUUGAGGUUGUGAAAGAAAAGAAUGAUAACCCUCAAAAAAUUAUAAAACUAAAUGAGGAAAAAUUAACAAAAACAAUACUGCAGUACAGUGGACAGCUGAACGAUCUGACAGCUGAGAACAAAAUACUCAAUUCUGAACUGGAAAAUGAGAAACAGAACCAAGAAAGACUGGAAAUAGAAAUGGAAUCGUAUCAUUGUAGUCUGGCUGCUGCUCUACAUGAUUGUGAUCAAAGUCAGACAUCAAGAGACCCAAAACUUGAUUUCCAGAGAACAAGACAAGAGUGGGUUCAUUUACAGGACAAAAAAAAGGUUGAUAUGUCUGACCUACAAGCUAAGACUGAGAUUCUUUCUGAAAAACUUUCUAAUGCUGAAAGUAAAAUCAGCAGCCUACAAAUUCAGCUCCAUAACACAAGAGAUGCUGUUAAAAGAAAGAGUUUGAUUUUGGAACGUUUGCAAAGAGACCUCAGCCAAACACACUGUGAGAAGAAAGAAACUGAACAAAUGUACCAAAAUGAACAACACAAACUGAAGAAAUACAUUGCCAAGCAGGAAUCUGUAGAGGAGAGAUUAUCUCAACUACAAAGUGAAAAUACAUUGCUUCGACAGCAACUUGAUGAUGCUCACAAGAAAGCUAACAGUCAGGAAAAGACAAUCAGUACUAUCCAAGACCAAUUUCAUGCUUUUGCCAAAAAUCUUCAAGCUGAGAGUGAAAAGAAGAUUCUUUCACUACAAGAGAAGAACAAGGAGUUGAUGGAUGAAUAUAAUCAUUUACAAGAAAGAAUGCAUCAAUGUGAGAAAGAGAAAGCAGGAAGAAAAGUUGACCUUAUAGAAGCACAGGAAACUGUACCUUCACAAUGUCUACAUCUGGAUGCAGAGAAUGAAGUUCUUCAACUUCAACAGACAUUAUUCUCUAUGAAAGCAAUACAAAUGCAAUGUGAAACACUGCAGAAGAAUAAGCAGCAGCUGGAACGAGAAGUAGUAAACCUCAAAAGUUAUAUGGAGAGAAAUAUGUUAGAAUGUGUUGAAGCUGAACAGCAUAAACUGUUGAUUGAAGAAAAAGCAAGGAAAGAGAUAGCAGAAAAAUUAAACGAAGCCAUUCCCACCUUGCAGAAACAAGCAGCAGUAUCUCAAGAACAGUUAGCACAGUUAAGGGAGGAUAAUACUACUUCAGUAAAAACUCAGAUGGAACUCACAAUCAAAAAUCUGGAAUCUGAAAUCUCCAGAAUAAACACUUCGUCAGCCAACUUUAAUAAAACCGAAUUGGAAAGAUAUAAGGAACUCUACCUAGAAGAAGUAAAAGUUAGAGAAUCCUUGUCAAAUGAACUGAAUAGAACUAAUGAGAAGAUAGCAGAGGUCAGUGCACAACUUACUGUGGAGAAAGAGCUGACCAGAUCUCCAUUCGCUGCUUGUAGUACAAGGCCCAUCCUAGAGCCACCUUGUGCUGGAAAUCUUAAUGAUAGUGAAGAUCUCAACAGAAAACAUAUUCCAAGAAAAAAGAAGUCUGCUCCUGAGAGCAUGGAGAGCUACUUGUUGAAGAUGCAGCAGAAGUUGCAAAAUGAUAUAACUACAGAAGUAACAGCUACUACUAAAUGUGAACCUGAACCAUAUGUAGAUUCUCCUCCAGAAUCUGCAUACCAGAAAAAUCUGAAUCAAGAUCCAGUGUUGGAAGCAACAAAAGAAUAUGCACAGAUUUUAAGCAGAAAAUACAUGGUCUGAAAGAUAAGGCAAUUUUAUUUCUGGGCUGUUGACAUAUUUUGUUUCCCAUUAAGUAUAUGAUGUGAACAUUUUUACUAAAGGGAAAUAUUCUGUAUUAUACAUGUCUGAUGAAAAUUUAUAUAGUAUUUUAAAUAAUGUUUCUUGGCCUCUUCAGCUAACUUUUAAGUGAUUUUGCAAAUGAAAACCACUAUUAUUGAGUUUUA
This is a messenger RNA of Chlorocebus sabaeus (green monkey), 5392 nucleotides long. NCBI's taxonomy places the organism in Eukaryota, Metazoa, Chordata, Mammalia, Primates, Cercopithecidae. The record is from RefSeq and is a predicted model, not a curated record.